Messenger RNA from Rhizopus microsporus ATCC 52813, 999 nucleotides. RefSeq lists its product as uncharacterized. The transcript is spliced from 2 exons. The record is from RefSeq and is a predicted model, not a curated record. NCBI's taxonomy places the organism in Eukaryota, Fungi, Mucoromycota, Mucoromycetes, Mucorales, Rhizopodaceae. The coding region runs from base 1 to 999 and encodes 332 amino acids.
AUGUUGGCCCACUGGAAAACAAGCAGUUCGAUUAUUUUAUCUACAGCAUUAUUAUUCAUACUUUAUUAUGUGCAGUUUAAAAAUAAAGAAAAGGUCAUUGCUGAGAUUGAGGCAAGCUCAUCUGAUCAUCCUUGCUCAUGUCCUCCCAAGAUCAAUGCACAGUUUGGUGAACAACGGCCAGUUAUCGUACCUGACAGUAUGCCAUCUAUACCAUCAGAUAUCAGAGACAAAAUACAGGAAAAUAGGCUAGAAAAUGAUGACCUUAUUGUCAUUGUUGCAGGAUACGACAUGCGGUUAGACCUCUAUAACUGGAUAGAGUUUAUGAAAGCAGCUAAUGAGCAUCGAUUUCUUGUAUUUUGUACAGAUUCUGAUCUGUAUCGUCAUUUGACAAUUGCAGGUUAUGAAAAUCGAGCUGUCCUUGUGCCCGAUGAUUGGAUGUGGUUUUCAAACAGCAGCAGCUAUACCCCUUGGAUCCUUGAGCGGCUCGUGCACCUGGAUAUUAACCCACUGAUGCUAGACAUCCAUCAGCUCAUCCUUUGGCCACGAGCCCGAGAAUAUGUUAGUACAAUGAUGCAUGUUCGUUGGGAUACUCAAUUGAUCGCGACAGGCCGAGAUGCGUCUCAUCUUCAGGGCGGAUUGAUUUAUUUGAUGCGGGAUUCUUAUCAAGUUAAACGAUUACUAGCUCAAGUUGUGCAAAGUCAAAUGUAUGAACCUACGCUUUCGCUUCAGGAAGCGUUCCAUCAAGCUCUCAGCCAAACACAUAUUCACGUCAAGUCCGGAUUUGUCCUUCUUUUGGAUGACAUUCAUUUUCCUAAUGGUGAAGUAUACUUUGAGCAAAAACAUUCAGGAGCCGCUGGUAUAGAACCUUACAUGGUUUAUGUAAAUCACAAGUCUGGAGAAGAGCGUGUUGAUCUAUUGAAAAAUAAUAGUUUAUGGCGCGUUGAUGAAGACCUUGUCAAGCAAAUAGACGAUCAACUUGCUGCGGUACUUAAUACAUAA